AUGUUCAAGGGACAAUCCAUCGGUGCCUGGGCGCUGGCUGUGCUAGCCACCACCGCACAAUGCCAGCAGCUCAGCUAUGAAGACAGCGUCACAGCUCUAGCCUACGGCAACGUGGCUACCGAGAACUCUUCCGAGGGAACGGUAUGGCUCAACGUUACUGGGUUUGCUGCGGAUAAACUUCCACACAUCCAGAACGACCUCGGAAUCCACACUUUGGACAAUCUCGAGACGCUCACUACCCUCGCUGGCCUUACACAAGAAGCCGCGAAGCAAGGCCAGUGGGGAGACAUUGUCUACUUGUACAGUGCCUUCGCGAUGAAUGGUCACGGCGAGUAUCUCAAUGCUUCGUCUGUGGAGAUGCAGGAGUCACUCCUCGACGCUAUCACAGAUCAGGACAGCGGCAAAGUCGAUUCCACCCUGGCCGAGCUUUACGCCAGUACCUCCAGCUCAAAAUUCUUGGCUGAAGCCUUCCAAGGUCUCAAAUCGAAGACAAGCCCCCAAAGCAAACGCUGGGUCAGAGAAGUUUGUUCAUCUGCCCACCUCGCUGUCAAGAACUCUUGCCGAAGUCUCCUUGAGAAUGUCCGAGGUAAUGCUACGUGGAAGUCGGGCAGCCCCCGGAGUAUCUGUAAAUACGGCUGCUGCAUCAGUUGGAGUGCGAAUGCCACUUUCCAGAUUGAAAAUCUCACAAAUGCUGCGAACUACUGCAUUAACGCGUGUGGCACUAGUAAUGUCAGUUGUGAGGUCUAUGGUGUCAAGUUGCAGGGAACUCUCGUGGAUCAGUGUUUGAGUAACAGAGCAACUGGUUGCAGGUAA
This is a messenger RNA of Penicillium expansum, 813 nucleotides long. RefSeq lists its product as uncharacterized. The transcript has a single exon. The coding region runs from base 1 to 813 and encodes 270 amino acids. NCBI's taxonomy places the organism in Eukaryota, Fungi, Ascomycota, Eurotiomycetes, Eurotiales, Aspergillaceae. The record is from RefSeq and is a predicted model, not a curated record.